Molecule: messenger RNA, 1635 nt
Organism: Penicillium griseofulvum
Lineage: Eukaryota; Fungi; Ascomycota; Eurotiomycetes; Eurotiales; Aspergillaceae
Product: terpene synthase family protein
Exons: 4
Coding region: 1-1635 (544 amino acids)
Biological process (GO): diterpenoid biosynthetic process
Molecular function (GO): terpene synthase activity; magnesium ion binding
Source: RefSeq, a predicted model, not a curated record
AUGGCACCGUCGAUAUAUGACACAGCAUGGCUUGCUAUGAUCGAGAAAAAUACAGAUCAGUGGCUAUUCCCUGAGUGCUUUGAAUACCUCCUUGAGCACCAAAACGUGGAAGGGGGCUGGGAUCCCCUGGAACAGGCCAUUAGAACCACUAAAUAUCCGGUCAACGUCUGGUUGCCAGAUUGUAUCAUCCAUUCCAUGGCUGCAUUACUUGCUCUGUGCCGCCAUGUUCGCCGUGCCAUGCGCAGAGGAGGUGAUGUUCCUGAUGAUUCGCUGGCUAGGAUAAUACGUGCAAAGCAAUUUCUUGAUUGUAAAUUGCAGAUGUGGCAGCUUGAUGGAACCACCCACUUUGGAUAUGAGCUGCUGGUUCCGGUACUCUUGCGCCUUUUGCGCGACGAAGGUGUGACGUUCGAAUUUCCGGCGAAGGAGGCCUUGAUGAAGAAAUACCAAGAAGCCUCUGAUAUUGACAUUAAUUGGGUUUAUAGUGGCCCUUGCAAGGUUCCUCUCUUUUCUUUGGAGGGGUUCCUUGAUAAGCUUGACUUCAGCAGGCUCAGUCAUCUUGUCACUAUGGCAGGCAUAGCUGCCUCGCCUGCUUCCACUGCAGCAUAUUUGAUCUAUGCACCUACCUGGAGCGAGGAAUGUGAAAAUUACUUACGGUAUAUUGUAUCACAUGGUCAAGGAAGAGGAACUGGCGCUGUCUGUGGUGUAUUCCCAUUGGAGAUUUUUGAGCCAUGCUGGAUUCUCACCGCACUCUUAGAAAAUGGAUUCACAGCGGAUAUCUUGGGGCGUGAAAAGGUGGACAGCAUUCUUCACAUAAUCCAUCGCAAAAUGGAGGAUGGGGUAACUGGAGCCACUCACGCAUUCUUCCCGGAUGCAGACGACACCUCAAGGGCCCUUACAAUAUUGAAUAUCCACGGUUACCAAAUCAGCCCAGCAGGGAUGACGGCAAAGUUCGAAGUUGAUCAAUGUUUCGCGACAUUCGACGCGAAGAUGCCUAACCGUGUUAAAAGUGUGAGCGUGAAUGGUAAUGUCCUAAGCUCACUGCUUCAUUCCCCAGACCCUAGUGCUUUUAGUUCUCAGAUCGAGAAGGUUGCAAGGUUCAUAUGCGGGAGAUGGCACGAGGAAGGCAGAUUCGAAGAUCACUGGAAUUUAUCCGAGUUCUAUGGCCUCAUGCACAUGGCACAGUCACUCGUACAAUUAUUGGUUCUUUGGCACGAAGGAGGAUUACCCUCGAUACCAGAAGAUCUUGUUCAGAUGAUAAUUCCGUCCUGCUUGCAGGGGGCCACCGCACGUAUCCUGCAACAGCAGAACCCGGAUGGCUCUUGGGGUGAUAUACAUUCCAAGGAAGAAACUGCCUAUUCAAUAAUUGCCCUUGCAAAUCUGGGCUCACAUACUGCCCUUGGAGAUGACUUCAGUCACAUUGAGUUGGCCAUAGCACGGGGGAAACAGUUCCUGUUAGAGAACUGGGAAAUGGGAGACAGGCCGGACCGGAUCUGGACAGGAAAGAUAUUACAUGGUAUCUCAUACGUUCAAGAUGCAUAUGUUAUUGCUGCUUUAAAGAUCAGUCGCGCAAAUUUGGCAGGGAAGAGAAGGCUUGAUCCGAAGCAAGGCGGAAUAUCCGCAGACUAUUACGUCUAA